Messenger RNA from Brienomyrus brachyistius, 2265 nucleotides. It is a transcript of the gene cldn12, whose product is annotated as claudin 12. Gene Ontology annotation, cellular component: plasma membrane. The record is from RefSeq and is a predicted model, not a curated record. Lineage: Eukaryota; Metazoa; Chordata; Actinopteri; Osteoglossiformes; Mormyridae. The transcript has 2 exons. Bases 183 to 1214 code for a protein of 343 amino acids.
UCCGCUGAUGGCCUUAGGCCAAAUAGGAAGGUAUCUGCAAUAAGAACUGAAAAAGGGACAAAAAACAACUUGGACGGUCUUAUAAUGCCCGCUGCUCGGCUUUAGACAACCCCACGGAAAGCCAGGAGUUCUCCUCUACUCUUCCCAGGACCCCUUAAUUACACACAGCAGCAGCUGGGAAAAUGUCGUGUCGUGACAUCCACGCCACAAACUUGUUCGCCUUUCUCAUUGCCCUGGUGUCAGUAACCGGCUUGAUCGUGGCGACGCUGGUCCCACAGUGGCGGAUCACCCAUCUGAUCACGUUCAACCGCAACGCCAGGAACGUGACCGUCUAUGACGGGCUGUGGACUAAGUGCGUGAAGCAGCAGGGCAGCACAGGCUGCUAUUUGUAUGACACCGAGUGGUACAGCCGCGUGGACCAGCUGGACUUGCGUGUGCUGCAGUUCGCCCUCCCCUUCAGCCUCCUCUUCUCCAGCCUCUCGCUGCUGCUCUGCAUGUGCGGCAUGUGUAAGACCGCUUGCUGCUCCGCCAAGCCGGAUCCGGCACCCUCCAACGGCGGGAACUGCCUGGUGAACAGCGCAGGGUGCCACCUGGUGGCCGGAAUGCUGCUCUUCGUGGCCGGCGCCAUUGCUAUGGCGCCCUCGGUGUGGUUCCUCUUCUACACCGAGGUGCUGAACAAGCGCUACGACAGGCUCUUCGCCAACGACUUUGCGGCCUAUGUGGCCAUUGGCUGCUCGGGGGGGCUUCUCCUGGCUUCCCUGCUCUUCAUGAUGUGGUACUGCAUGUGCAAGACCCUGCCAUCCCCCUUCUGGCCUCCUCUGCCUGCCGUGUCCGGCAGCCUCUCUACCCAGCCCCUCGUCUCUAAUGGAUACCCAUCUCCCGUGUAUGCUCCACAGCCCUUCCCUCCCCAGGGCUACGCCCCGGUGCCGGUCACAGAGCCCCACAUCUUUGCCCCUGUGCCGGUCACCGAGCCCCAGGUCUUUGCCGCGCCUCAGUCCUACGCACCAUCCUUGGGCUACGCCCAGAGUGUGGCGCCUGCCCCGGCCACAUACAGGCCUGCUCACUGCGGCUCCGAGGCAGGCUUCUCUCAGGCUUACACCACGCACAGCUACGCCCCCUCCCAGGCCUAUGGCUACGGCAGCCAGCGAUACUCCAGACGCUCACGCCUCUCCACCAUCGAGAUCGACAUUCCAGUGCUGACGCAGGCCAGCUGAAGUGGGGGGGGGGGGGGGGUGCCGGACCCGCAGUGGCCAUUUACAGAAUGCUGCUCUGUUAGCCUUCCAGUAGCGUGAGAAGAAACUUAGCGCCCUGGUAAUCGGUGCCACCAAUCCAGCAGGGCUGGACAGUCUGAGCCACUAAAAUUGGCAGCAUUUGCUAUCUUACAUAAUUUAGGUGCUUAGCGAAUCUUUUUUUAUAAAUAUUUUCAGUGGUCAUUUAUUGGGGUUAACUGCCUUUGGGGUGGGAAGCAAUUCCAUCCACCUAUCCUGGGACUCGAUCUUGCUGUCUAAAUAUCUUGCUGGAUGCACCCAGCUGAGUAUGUGGGACACCGUCUGGCUCUCCUUUGAUCCCCCCCAGUCUCACAGUGAACUUGGCUUGGACCCUCUGUGCCUACAGCGGUGUGAUGAAGGUCCUUGGGCUCUCUGGAAUCCCUCGUUAAGAUGUCCAGUGUGCAUUCCAGUGAUGACACACUGAUAUCACUCUAAAUGGGCCAGUUUUCCUUCUCUUAAUGACAGUAUGUGUUACGAUGUUAUAAAAAUCUCAUUAAGGACACCAUCUUUAAAAUGGAACAUAUUUGACACUAGCUAGUGGACUACUGCACUUUCCUAAGCUCUGAACACUGACUACUUAUUUUUUACUGACUACUCUAAUACACAUUUGUAUAUUAUAUACCAGUACUUUGUUACAAACGUAGACUAUUCUGUAACAUACUGUUUGCUUCUGUAGAUUUACGGUAUUUUUAAAAAUGAAGCACCUCAGCUGUACUGAAAACCCUGUGAAGUGAGGUAAUGUGCUCAUGCCUGACUGUGCUUUAAGUCAUAGUCUGUUUUCUGUGAUAAGAGCUGCUCCGUGAAGCAACUUUCUUUGUGCAUAACAGUCUGUUACUGCUGAAUAUGACACGGUGAAUAGUUCUGUAAGUGCGAUGCCCGGUCACAAGCUAAAUUCAGGUUAUUCGGUUUUGCCUUGAAAACUGGCAGCUUGUUUUACAUGAAUCAUUAAUGUUCAAAGGAAUGUACGCCAGCUUCUAAUAAACUUGCACUAACUUUA